Trichomonas vaginalis G3 is the source of this 795-nucleotide messenger RNA. RefSeq names its product spectrin binding. The record is from RefSeq and is a predicted model, not a curated record. The transcript has a single exon. Bases 1 to 795 code for a protein of 264 amino acids. Lineage: Eukaryota; Parabasalia; Trichomonadida; Trichomonadidae. Gene Ontology annotation, molecular function: protein binding.
AUGGUAGAGUUACUUAUUUCAUAUGGGGCUAAUGUCAACGUCCAAGGUAAAAAGCAUAGAUUUUCACUACUUCAUCUUGCAACCAUAUUAAAAAAUAAAGAAAUUAUUGACAUUCUAAUUAGUCAUGGUGCAUUUGUAAAUCAAAGGUCUAACGAAUUUGGUAUCACUCCAUUUAUUUUGGCAUCACUUAUGAAUUCUAAAGAAAUUGUUCAACUUCUGAUUUCCCAUGGUGCAAACAUCAACAUGACAGAUAAAUUUGGAAAUAAUGCUAUUGCUUAUGCAUUAUUGUAUAACAAUAAAGAAAUCAUGAAAGAAAUGCUUAUCAAAUUUAGCGCAUUGGUGGCACUUGAUUAUAAAGCAUUUGAUAUGGAAAGCGAUAACAAAGACUUGAUGGAACUUCUAAUUUCAUCUGGUGUAAAUAUCAAUCAACAAAAUUCACAUGAUAAUACACCUCUUCAUAUAGCAUCGUUAACUUCUAAUGGAGAAAUCGGAAAAAUUUUAAUUUCACAUGGUGCCGAUAUUAAUGCUUUAAAUGAAAAUGAUUAUACUCCACUUGAUUUCGCAAUUAUGCGUGGUAAGAAAGAGUAUAACAAAGAGUUUCGUCAAUUUGGGAAACAAAAUCAACAAGAUUUUCUUGAUUUUUUGAAGAAGAAAGGCGAAAUGGUAGCUCUCUUAUAUUCACAUAAUGGAAUAGCUAAUUUUAACAAGGAGUUCAAAAGUAAUUCUCUCUCAGAUAUAAUACGAAAUAAUUUUUAUGGAGAUUCGCAAAUUGAUGACAUAAUGAAAAUGUUAUAA